Messenger RNA from Parascedosporium putredinis, 2307 nucleotides. NCBI's taxonomy places the organism in Eukaryota, Fungi, Ascomycota, Sordariomycetes, Microascales, Microascaceae. The record is from the annotation of a GenBank genome assembly.
AUGGGAAUCCCCGGCGACGGUAAGCUGAUUGAAUGGCGCAUUCGCGAAGGCGCAACGAUCGAGAAAGAUGAGGCGUGCAUCGUGGUUGAGGAGUCGUGUAGCCAUGAGGUCCAGUUUCGAGGUCUCUGCGCGAUAUGCGGCAAGGAUAUGACGGAGAUGGACUGGUCCUCCGAGAUACCCGAAACCUCACGUGCUACCAUCAACAUGACCCACGACAACACCGGCCUCACCGUCAGCUCGAACCUUGCCGCUAGGGUGGAGCAUGCGACGCAGAGACGCCUGCUAGAACAGCGCAAGCUGAGCCUGGUGGUGGAUCUCGACCAAACAAUUAUACAUGCCUGCAUCGAGCCCACUAUCGGCGAAUGGCAGAGCGACCCGACGAAUCCCAACUACGAGUCUGUUAAGGAUGUCCGAAGUUUUCAACUCGACGACGAUGGCCCGCGCGGACUGGCCAUGGGCUGUUCAUAUUACAUCAAAAUGCGGCCCGGCCUCGCCGAGUUUCUCGAAUCUAUGGCAGACAUGUAUGAGAUGCACGUCUAUACAAUGGGCACCCGUGCCUACGCAAAGAAGAUUGCCGAAAUCAUCGACCCCGACCAAAAGUACUUUGGCAACCGAGUAAUAUCGCGCGACGAAAACGGAAAUAUUGUUUCCAAAAACCUUAAGAGGCUUUUUCCAGUAAGCACCGAUAUGGUGGCCAUCAUUGAUGACAGGUCAGACGUUUGGCCGAGGAACCGGCCAAACCUUGUCAAGGUGACGCCCUACGACUUCUUCAAGGGUAUCGGUGACAUUAAUUCAAGCUUCUUGCCGAAGAGGCAAGAUAUUUUACCUUCUCCGCCCAAGGCACCCAAUGGCGAUGGGUCGCCGCCGACGACAAACAACGCCGAUGCCACUGUGAAUAAGGAGGCUUCCGCGCUUGAUGACCUUGUGAGCAUGAGCAGCGGGCAAGAUAAGGCGCUCCAGCGCCAGCAGGCGGCCGAGCAGGAACGGUCCCUAGAGAAGCAAAUAAAGGAGCGUCCUCUUCUCCACAUGCAGGAGGAGUUGGACAAGGAAGACGAGGUGGCGCACAAGGCGGAGGAUGCCAACGACUCGACGCAGCUGUCAUCUGCUUCAUCCCAGGCAAGGCAUCAUGUCCUUCGCGACGAUGACGAUGAACUCACCCACAUCAGUCGACACUUGACAAAUCUACACAAGGAAUUCUAUCGAAGCUACGACGAAAGGAAACCCACGAGCAAAGACGACCUAUCGUUGGUUCCGGAUGCUGGGUAUAUACUCGACGAGCUCAAGGGGAACGUGCUUAGAGGGUGCGUCAUUGUGCUGUCGGGACUUGUACCGCUGGGCAUCGACGUCCUUCAGUCGGAACUAGGGCUUCAGAUCAUGGGCUUUGGGGCAGACUUGGACACACAAAUCUCGCGACGCGUUACUCAUCUUGUAAUAUCGACCCAAAGGCCGCGAACCGAAAAGUUGCGGCAAGCCGCCAAAAUACCGAGCAUCAAGAUCGUGAACCAGUAUUGGCUCAUCGACUGUCUUAGCCAGUGGAAGGCGCUCGAUGAGACGCCUUAUCUCGUCAGUGUUCAUUCGUCAGAUCGAAAACGGCAAUUGGCGGCUAAGCCGGUAGAAGAACCUGUAUCCGACGCUGACGAGGACGAAAACGGCGAGGGAGGGACGACAUUGACAAUUAUCGAUGAGUCCAACCAAGGCCUUGCAGUAGACUUGGAAGAGGAGGAUGACGGCGACGAUGAAAACGAGGCAUCUGAGGACGACGAGGACCACGGGGACAAUAAACUGAUCAUUGACGUCGACCAUGUGAUGCCGCACCAGCUAGAAGAAGGGUCCACAAGCCCAAUCGAUGGCCUGAAGACGUUUGACUGGGAGGGUGCGGAUGAUGAGCUUGCAGAAUUCUUAGGAAGCGAUGCUAGCGAUUUCGACGAGGAUGAGGAAGAUGGAGAGGGCGGCCUGGACGAUGAGGACGAAGACCAACAGGGAGAGGAUGACAAGUCGGCGGAGCCGUCAUCUGUGCCGACGCCUUCAUCUCAAUCUGGUGUGAAGAGGAAGGCCGGUUCGGACGGUGAGAAGGAGUCUCAGGAUGAGAGCGACGCAAAGCGCCGCCGCCUCACAAACGGAGAGGCCUCAGAAACCACCCCUGCCGAGGACUCAUUACCUUCCCCAAGGAUACGGACAGCAAGAAUGACGGACAGGGGCAGGGGGUUGAAGCAGGGGAGCGCUAUUGAAGAAGAGAGGAGGGGGUCAUUCGAGGAGGAUCUCGAAGCCGACCUGUUAGCAGAGCUGGAGGCCCAGGAGAACGGCUAA